Messenger RNA from Trichechus manatus latirostris (Florida manatee), 6708 nucleotides. RefSeq names its product growth hormone inducible transmembrane protein (gene GHITM). Bases 170 to 1207 code for a protein of 345 amino acids. Gene Ontology annotation, cellular component: mitochondrial inner membrane. The record is from RefSeq and is a predicted model, not a curated record. The transcript has 9 exons. NCBI's taxonomy places the organism in Eukaryota, Metazoa, Chordata, Mammalia, Sirenia, Trichechidae.
GCGCGUGCGCUUGUCGCCGGCCCGGAAGGGGAAUUGUGUGGAGGUGACUGGGCCCUGAGGUACGGCUUCCCCAGGCAUACCGAGACCCGGGACUCCCUAAUACUCUUAACUGCUGGCCCCGUAGGACCACUCGCAUUUCAGAUCUGCUUGGUAACCCUGGUGCACCACCAUGUUGGCCGCAAGGUUUGCGUGUCUCCGGAUUCUCCCUUCGAGGACUUUUCACCCAGCUUUCACCAAGGCGUCCCCUCUUGUGAAGAAUUCCAUCACGAAGAAUCAGUGGCUUCUAACACCCAGCAGGGAAUAUGCUAUCAAGACAAGAAUUGGAAUCCGGCGUGGGAAAACUGGCCAAGAACUCAAAGAGGCAGCACUGGAACCAUCAGUGGAAAAAAUAUUUAAAAUUGAUCAGAUGGGAAGAUGGUUUGUUGCUGGAGGGGCUGCUGUUGGUCUUGGAGCCUUGUGCUUCUAUGGCUUGGGAAUGUCCAAUGAGAUUGGAGCCAUUGAAAAGGCUGUAAUUUGGCCUCAGUAUGUGAAGGAUAGAAUUCACUCCACCUACAUGUACCUAGCAGGAAGUAUUGGUUUAACAGCUCUGUCUGCCUUGGCAGUGACUAGAGCUCCUGUUCUCAUGAAUUUCAUGAUGAGAGGCUCUUGGGUGACAAUUGGUGCAACCUUUGCAGCCAUGAUUGGAGCUGGAAUGCUGGUACAGUCAAUACCAUAUCACCAGAGCCCAGUCCCAAAGCAUCUUGCUUGGUUGCUACAUUCUGGUGUAAUGGGGGCAGUGGUGGCUCCCCUGGCAAUCCUCGGGGGGCCUCUUCUCAUCAGAGCUGCAUGGUACACGGCUGGCAUUGUCGGGGGUCUCUCCACUGUGGCCAUGUGUGCGCCCAGUGAGAAAUUCCUGAACAUGGGCGCACCCCUGGGAGUGGGCCUCGGUCUCGUCUUCGUGUCCUCACUGGGAUCUGUGUUUCUUCCCCCAACUACGGUAGCCGGCGCCACACUGUACUCAGUGGCAGUGUAUGGUGGGUUAGUUCUUUUCAGCAUGUUCCUUCUGUAUGAUACCCAGAAAGUAAUCAAGCGUGCAGAAACAGUACCGAUGCAUGGAGCUCAGAAAUACGAUCCCAUCAAUUCGAUGAUGAGAAUCUACAUGGAUACAUUAAAUAUAUUUAUACGAGUUGCCACUAUGCUAGCAUCUGGAAGCAACAGAAAGAAAUGAAGUGACUCUAUCUGGCAUCUCUAAUAUGUAGAUAUCUUGCUGGUUUAAUUGGGACAGAUAUUCAUUAAAUGGUUUGUCCAGCCAGCUGUCGUUGAAGUUUAGAAGAUGAGAACACGUCAGCAUAUUUAAAACAUUCCAGUAUAACGUGAUGCUUCAGGUCUGCUUUUUCUUCUGGAGAAUAAAUUCUCUUCCAAAUAAGCACCACAUUUCCACUUCUCAUGCUUGAGUAAUUGUAAAAUGUUUUAACGAAUAUGAAAACUAAGCUUUUAUUAUGAGAAUUUAAGUAUUUUAUCUAUUUUUAAAUUUAUUUAGUUAAGUAAAAGUUAGCAAGCAUGUGUUUACCUGCAUAUGGUUGGAAUGCAGAGUAUGGUAAGUAAUGCCUUCAGUGACGUAGAGGUUUGGUAAAGGGACCGGAAAUAAAGGGUCACCUGCGGUCUUUCUUUGAACUUAGGACUCAGCACUUGAGUAGUUGGUGAGGAGUCGGUGAGAAUCGUCUGGCUGUUUGGAAACAAGUGAUCACUGUUUGUACAUUUAUCUGGUACACUUAGCAGAAGCUUUGAGCAUCAGUCAAAGACCUAGGUGACUCACUGUCCUGCUGUUGGCUUCUCAGUGUCUCCUUACAAGGUAGAUGUGGUCACGGGGCCUCAUUGUUAGGUAGCCCAGAAUGUUAAUCACAGGGGGAAUCCCUACUUAGAUAUAUGUGACUUUUACUUUUGAAUCUUCCAGAACAAACUGUCUUUAAAAUUAUUCUCAAGAUAAAAUUUUCAAAGCAUGAAAUUUGUUGCAUUUUCAAGUAUACAAAUAAUAUGUUCAUAAUUGCUGAGGGUUUUCUUUUUUUUUUUUUUCAUAUUUAUUAUAACGUGUAAUAGAAUACAUGCUUGCCUUUCUCAUGUCUUCAAGCUUUGAACCCAGGAAAGCCUGUUUGUGGUUUACACUUGAGUCCAUGGAAACAGUUUUUCUCUUCAGAUACUGGUUUCUUAACCUUCCUCACAGUAAGCACUAAAAAAAGCAAGGCAAAGCUAGUUCUGUCUUGUCCUAGGGUAAAAUCACCACAAAGUUACAGUGAAGCAAGAAGAAAGAUUUUAUUCGGCAUGUGUUCCAAGAGGCAAAAGUGGAAAGCGGACAAGCAUGCUGCCAGAGCCAUGUCUGCCCUAGUCACGUGAUAGAAUCAUCGGUAUAUAUUAACAUUAGAGAUGGGUAAAAUCAUUAAGUUUCACCUUUUCACAGAUUGGCUAAAAACUUCUAAAUCACCGUGAUUCUACAUUUUGAAUUGUCUUAAUAAUCAUUGGUACAGGUUUCAGUGAUAGGAGAGUCUUCAUUGAUCGAACAAAUCUUACUGUCUACUAAAUGCUAAUAAAAAAUGAUAAGACUGGAAAAUAUGUGGGUCUUUCGUGUUCUAAGAUUUGUUUAUGUGAAAGGUUCCCUAAAAGAUGUUUUCCAAGAUUGUCCUAGCUAUUGUCUUCAUACCUCAGGGCCCAGUUGAUAUGUCCUUGUGAGUCCAGCCCCAGGUAGAUCACAUUUGCUAUACUCAAGGACAGGGAAUAAUGGCUCCAAUUUUAACUCCAAAGUCAGUCUGUGAAAUGUAUCAAUAGAAAGUGUAAUGGGGAAAGUGCUUCAUUAGAGUUUCCCCUGACAGAAUUUUUCUUCUCUUACGUAGACCAUUAUUUACCUUCCUUGUGACGUUUGUAAAUUUUUUUGAUACAGAAGAGUUAUUUUUGGAAGUCUCUAAGAAGUGAAAUAAGUACGUAUGAUUAUUGAGAUGAUUGCUAUUUUUGAUAUUUAUUACAGUAAUCCAGAAAUAACUAUUCUUUCUCAAAGUACUGUUAAAAAAUAUGAUCAUGUAUUCAAAAGAAUAACAAUAUUUGAAUGCCCUGUGAUUUAGUAAGCAAUUUGAUAUGAUAAGCAUGCAAGAGGAGCCUCCUUCCCGAGAAUGGAGAGUUCACAGAGACUUAAGUAGCUCUUGUUUAAAGACUACAGGUCUUCAUGGUGUUGAAGUACUUAAUGGCUGCUUAGUUAACAUUAAAAAGUAACUUCUCACAAGAUUUGGCCCUCCAUCCACCUGCGGUCGGGAGACAUAGACAUUUAAAUUAAUAAGUUCAUGGAUAAGGAAAUAAAAGUAAAAUAUUUUUAAUACAAUUUGAUUCCACAGUACAUUGGAUGCUUCUUUCUGAAAUAGUAAAAGUUCUAGCCAGAUGGUGACGGUUAGUAAUUUUUCCAGCUGAAGCACAUGCAUACCAUUGACUAGGGGAUUUGUUCAAGAAGGCAGCUUAAUCUACUGCAGUAUAGUAUAGUGCCGUGUUUAAGACCAUCGUACUUGUAGUACUUGUAGCUAGACUGCUUUUUGAAUUCCAGCUCUUCCACUUGCUUCUUACGUGACCUUGGGCAAGUUACUUAACCUCUGUGCUCAGUUUGUGCAUCUGUAAAUAACAGUACCUAUUUUACAGGUUAAAUAUGCCAGCACUUGGUAAACACUAUAUAAAUUGUAGCUGUUGUUCCUGCUGUUGCUGUUUUCUUCCCGAAGUAAAGUAUAAGUUACAAACUUCCAUUUCCUGUUCCUGCCAUACUACCUGUAAGGUAUCAUUGUAACCUUAAAGGGCCUAUUGUCUUUAGUGGCUUUUUAGAACCCUGAGUUUAUGUCCUUAUUUUUUAGUAGGAGCACUCACAGAAGACAACAUGAUACAGCCUUAACAGUAUCAGGCAGAAGUUUAUUUAGAAAGUCAGGAUUUUUUUUUUCUAAUUUAAUGACUUAACACUUGUUGCCAUCCAGUCGCUUUCAAUUCAUAGCUACUCUGUAGGACAGUAGAACUGCCCCACAGGGCUUCCAAGGCUGUAAAUUUUUAUGGAAGCAGACUGUCAUAUUUUUCUCCUGGGGAGUGGCUGGUGAGUUUGAACCUGCAAAUUCAACCUGACCCUACCAAUGCCAGUAAAUUUCUAUUAGAAAAGACUGCCUUAAACUAGCCCAAGCCAGAUUUAGCCUGCCCCACAUGCACAGAAGGGCCAGCCAUGACUGUUAGUUGACCUCAACAGAGGAUGCAGCAACAGGUAGAACCAGAAGGAAAAUCAUCACCCUGACCCCAUUCCGAAGCAAGAGGUCUGACGAGAACUAUGUCACUCCCUGUUUCCUGGCUGCCAUAAUUCCUACAAUGUCUUCUCUACGUAUUCUUUCUAGAAUUUUCCCUCCCCAGUAUGCCCGCACGGCUGCCAUCUUGCAAACCAAAUCACAUUUAAGCCCUGCUUCCACUUAGUGAGUUGGAACUGAGGACCUUCCUCCCACUCCUUGCUCUGAGCGCUGCAAUAAAGUUACUUUUCCUAGGUCAGUGUCCAGAUUAUUGGCAGGUCUGAGCACGCAGGAAAAGAACCCACCUUCUAGGUUCGGCAACACAACCUUUCAGCAGCUGAGCACUUCAUGGUUCCUUUAUUUAAUGACUUGGUGUCCAGCUUUGUUAAGACAAUGAGACUUCAAUAGGUGGCAUAAAAUGUAAUUACUUACAAAAGUUCUAACAUGAGAGAGAAAACACUAGUUUCUUGGCACCUGUUAACAUACCGCUGUUUUGUUUUUUGUUCUUUUUCUCUCAUCAUUCACACAGAAGAAUGAAGACCAGCAAAUCGAUAUGCUUUAGGCAAAAACAAGAAAAAUAUCCAUUUCUCACAGAUACGUGGUUAAAAAUACAAGUAAGGACUCAGUGCUGCUUAGAGUAGUACCUAAUGAACGUGCAAUCAGAAAACAUGAAUGCCUCUGUGGUUCAGCUAGCUGGAUCCAGAAGAGAUGAGUAAAAGGGAGUCACCUUCCAGAGUAGCACCCCUAUGUAAACUCACCACGACCCACUGUGGUGGGUGUCAUGGGAGGGAAGUGAACACUGGAAAUGGAGCCAGUGAUAUGUUUCCAAGAUGUCCCACAAGAAGGCCUUCAAGAGUAAAAAGAGGAGUUAGACCAGAUAGAAAAGGAUUGUGAGGGCAUUUCACACAGGGUAAGCGGGAGGAGGAAGAUUGGAGGGAGCAGAGUGGGGAUGUAGGAAAGAUGGCAAGAAAUGUAAGUCCCCUUGAAGCCUGGUUGCCUGCUCACAGCAGGUGUGUGCUUUGAACCUCUGAAGGUUUUCUCUGCGCUUAAGAUGUUAGAACGUGGGAGGAAAGGCAAGCGUAUUUUCCUCGAAAUUGUUCUGGGUGAGAUGUGUCCGUUUUGAACAUCCUGAAACUGAAUGACACGAUUGAAUUUUUUACAUAAUGUGUGCUAAGCUUUUUACAUGAAUCUUAAAAAUCCUAUGAACUAGUAACCACUAUUAUUCCCAUUUUACAGAGAUGUAACCUGAAGCCCAGAAGUUGGUCUUUGCAUAAGGUUGUAUGGCUGAGAAGGAUACAUUGGUAGUGCUGAUCCUCAUAACCAAUUAUACUGUGAAGUUUGUGGAAAGUUUGUGAUGAAUGCUAUAGGACUAAAAUCCUGUUUGAUGAUCACAAAAGCCUGUACAAAUUAAAUAGGUUGGGAUCUGCUAAAUUAUAACUCAAUUUUAUAAUCACAAGAACCAGUAUUCUGAGAACCUCAGAAUUUUAAUGAUUAUCAAAGGGGCUUAAUUCCAGUGUCUAGGAUAAAUGGCAAUCAUAUUUUACUUUCCGAAAGUCCUUUUCUCUACUCCAGUCCACUCAGAGCUACAAAUCAAAUAAUUUAAGUUCGGUAUAAUCAGUAAAAUAGAAUCCCUCCUAAAAUUACUCAAUUUAGGUAACACUCAAAAUGGAAGCCAUUUUUCCGGGAAAAAAUAUAAAAGUUAUGACUUUGAGGACUUUCUUCUUUCAAGCCAAGUGUUCUCUGUGAAGCAAUUCAGGAAGAUGGCAAGAGAAAACCCCCAGUAUUAGCACUUAAGAACAACAAAAAGAAGUAUAUUGUGCCAGAAGCAAGGAUGAAACUAAAUAGAAAGCAGAUGAGGAAGAGGGAAUAUGGAACAUUCUGAGCCCAGCAGUGAUAGCUCAUGGGGCUGCUGACCAAUUAGCAUGAGGACAAGUCCAGCACAAGUUUUCCUUCAUCCAUUCUGCCUUGUUAGUAGCUCGUAUCCAUUCCUUACCUAGUGCUAUAUCAGUUUUUCUAAGGGUGCUUCUCCCAGCCUUACACCUGCAACUCAGAGGCUCAUGGGUGGUGGGAGUGUUACAGCCUCUUUGGCUGCAGAUAGAAGCCUUUUGGAUCCUUGUCUUAGGCUGGGUAGAGAAGUGAAACCAUAAAGCAUAUAAAUGUAUAUAUAUAUAGAUUUAUAUCAAGGAAAUGGCUCACGUGGUUGUAGAGGCUGGAAUGUCCCAAGUCCCUGGGUCAGGAUAGAGGAUUCUCCCAAUGCACCUAGCCACAGGGGCUGUUGAACCCAAGAUCAGCAGGUCAGAGAGCAGGGCUCUUGUCACAGGCUGUGAAGAUCGAUGAAUCCCAAAGAUCGGCAGGCAAAACAGCAGGUAAACUUCUAGCUCAAGUCCCAAGAACAGGAGGUCAGAUGAACAGGAGCCAGCUGCAGGAUCCAGAACGAGCAAAA